AUUAGUGAUCUCCCCCUGACAGAAAUGGUUUGCCCCUCCGCAUGACACAACUCGUCACGUGACCCAGCCGCCAUCUUGCCGAUCAGGUGGAUAAAGCCUUUGGUUUGGACUGGGUACAUCCAACUGUUGAACUCCCAGGUGUAUAAAAUGGUUCUAUGACACAGACAACAGAACUGGCAACAUCACGUAACAUAGGGCUGAACACUUCCGCUGCUAUGAUUUUUCAUCCAAAGGAUUUGAUGCAAUAAUCUUUAAGACAUGACAGAAUCUAAGAGCCAGCGUUUGAGUGAUGACAUCCAUAGUACUCUGGACAUGUUUGGCAACGGGGGGCAUCCAUUGUCUGACUAACAGUGUGCAGAAGUGUAUUAAAGUCCAGAAUAUCUGUGUGUCAGUAAGUCGAUAAGACAGAGACGAUGGAUGAUAGGCUGAUGAUCAGUAACCCAGUGUUCCAGGGACAGGAGGACUCUAUAGAAGACAACCUGGACCAGGAGAACAGCUCAGAACCUCCCACUCCUGUCACUCAUUCUUACAGUGAUGAGUGGAAGCGACUGUUCAUGUCACCUGACUACAUCCGGACAGUCCGACAGGCCGCCCUGAGGGGCGAGCUACGCAGCUGUCGCUUCAGGAGCGUCUGUUGGAGGUUGUUCCUUGAGGUGAUGCCUGAGUCCCAGUCUGACUGGACCUACAAGGUCAAACAGUGGAGGUCAAUGUACAACGACAUCAGAGACAGGCAUAUUGUAAACCCACGACAGAAGGCCCAAGAACUGGACCUGGCUAUCAGUAACCCUCUAUCACAGGAGGAAGAGAGUCCUUGGAACCAGUUCUUUAAGGAUGAGGAGUUGCGAGAAAUGAUAAGUCAAGAUGUUCGGAGAACCUUCCCAGAAAUAGAAUUCUUUCAGAAAAAGGAACUUAGGGAGAUGAUGAUAAACAUCCUGUUCUGCUAUGCCAGAGAGAACGUGAGACUGGGAUACAGACAGGGAAUGCACGAGCUCCUGGCUCCUGUCAUCUUUGUUCUCCACUGUGACCAUCAGGCCUUCCUGCACGCUUCAGAAAUUUCUACUACACCAGACAUAGCUAGACUUGUAUUGGACCCAGCAUACCUGGAGAAUGAUGCAUAUGCAAUGUUCUGUCAGAUCAUGGAGACAGUAGAACCCUGGUACUCUCACCUGUGUGUAGAAACACCCCCGGCUUCUCAGAACCAUGACAUUGCCAUGCAAGUUCCCUUCUCCAAUCCCGAGGACUCGGCGCCCUCGCCGGCCAUCGUGACGAAGCUGACACGGGUACAGGACCUGAUCCUGAAGAAACACGACCACACGCUCCACGCACACCUGCGGAGACUGCAGAUCCCGCCACAGGUCUACGGAAUACGUUGGAUCCGUCUCCUGUUUGGCCGUGAGUUCCCUCUGCAGGACCUGCUCUUCCUGUGGGACGCCAUCUUCAGUGACGGCAUCAGCUUCGGCCUGGUGGACUACAUCUUUGUGGCCAUGCUGCUGUACAUCAAGAACUUACUUGUGUCCGGUGACUACCAGACCUGUAUGACCACACUCAUGAGAUAUCCACCAAUGGGAGACGUGCAUUUCCUAGUCAACAAGGCUCUGUAUCUCAGAGACCCCAAGAACUAUCCUCGACCUGUCAACUAUGAAUACCACUAUGGACACCAGAUGAAAUUGACCUCUGACCCCUCCAAUGGAAGUCAAAGCCAGCAACAGAGGGGUCAAAGGGCAAAGUCCAUGCAGAAUGUCGGGAGCAAGGUCACGGCCGGUUGGUCGACCCUCACCCGGAAAAUGCAGAAGCCGAAGGGAGGUGAAGUGCGGAAGAGGACCAUGAAAAAGGCAGAUAGCGAACCAGAGACUGGUUUCUCUCAUCCAUUGGAAGAUGAACUGGAAGAUCUGAAAGCCUCUUCCAGUUCUUCGUCCCGAGCAGCAGCGAAGAUGGAGCCCCUACAGGACAUGGCGAAGUCUCCCCAGGCUGCCAAGGACCCCCUGUCAGGGAACACAACCUCCUCUCGCACACACAGCAGGACUAAGGUCAAGGCAUCAUUGAAAGAGGAGGCGGACAAGCUGCAGAAGAAAACAGGAGCCCUGCAGUCCAAGCUGCACGACAUGGAGGCCAUGUGUAAAUACUGCAGCAGCAAGAUGGACGCUCACAUCAGCCACCUACAAGACAGCAUGCUGCAGGAAGAUCUGAAACAUGAGGAUGAAGUCUUCCUGGCUUUAGCAGGUCUUAAACAGGUGAGAGACAUUCUUAAAGGGACCCUGAAGUUCAGUGCUAACAUUCUGGAGUCAGAAGAAAUUGUCAUCAAUGACAACUACUUCACCAAGGAGACGUUACACGACCAGGAGGAAACCAAACUGGAUGAAGAAAACGUGGACACGUCAGAAACGGACAGUCUGUCGAAUUACCUGUCACAGACAGAAAGCAAAGACAGCAUCAGUACUAACUUGUCUGAAACACAGAGUCGCGAAAGCUUCAAUGCUGCUGUGUUGGACAAAGUCGAUCCUCCACCUCAAGAAAUGUUGGACUAUCAUAACAAGGAAGCAACUCUACAGUCUUCUACAACAUCUGAGGAGUCCUCCAAGUGUAAGGACACUCAAGAUGUGGAAGAAAAUGUCCUUAAAGACAAGGAAAAUACAGAGGUGGCGGGUUUUGACGAGAGAACUGCUGCAAAGGAUGCUGGGGAAAACAAGGAACGGAAAAGAUCCAUUUCCCAAGAAUUUGAAUUUGUAAACGCAGAAGAGGCGGUUACUGGCCCAGAUACCACAAUGGGAACUGAACAUUGUGGAAAAGAAUCAUCGUAA
Messenger RNA from Branchiostoma belcheri (Belcher's lancelet), 2798 nucleotides. Its product is annotated as TBC1 domain family member 5-like. Bases 414 to 2798 code for a protein of 794 amino acids. NCBI's taxonomy places the organism in Eukaryota, Metazoa, Chordata, Leptocardii, Amphioxiformes, Branchiostomatidae. The transcript has 21 exons. The record is from RefSeq and is a predicted model, not a curated record. Gene Ontology annotation, molecular function: GTPase activator activity. Gene Ontology annotation, biological process: activation of GTPase activity.